Dreissena polymorpha is the source of this 372-nucleotide messenger RNA. RefSeq lists its product as uncharacterized. NCBI's taxonomy places the organism in Eukaryota, Metazoa, Mollusca, Bivalvia, Myida, Dreissenidae. Bases 1 to 372 code for a protein of 123 amino acids. The record is from RefSeq and is a predicted model, not a curated record. The transcript has a single exon.
AUGGUGAUGGUUAUGAUGUUGUUUGUGAUUAUGGUGGUGGUGUUGGUAGUGAUUGUGAUGGAGGUGGUGGUCGUGUUGGUCGUGAUAAUGGGGAAGAUGGUGAUGGUGGUGGUGAUGAUGAUGGUGUUGGUAAUGGUAGAGCUGGUUAAAAGGAUUGUGGUCGUGAUAAUGAUGGUAAUAGUGGUGAUGUUGUUGAAGGGGGCGAUGGUGGUGGUGAUGGUGGUGGUGAUGGUGGUGAUUGUGAUGGAAGUGGUGAGGGGCGAUAGUGGUAGUGAUGGUGGUAAUGUUGGUGCUUGUGAUGGUAGUGGUGAAGGUGGUAGUAGAAAUGGUAAUGGUGGUGAUGAUGGAGGUAAUUUGUCAUGUUGUAGCUGA